AUGCGCGGCAGCGCCCCGUCCCCCGCGCCGCGCCCGCCCGCCAGCCCCCCCAGCUGCCCACACGCCGCCAUUUCCUCCCCGCCGCGCGAGGCGCGGAGCAUCACCACACAACCCCUCUGCCGCAGGACGGCGAGGAAGGCCUGCGUGGCCCGCUCCCCGCUGGGCGCAAAGCGCGUGCCCGGGUGCGGGUUGAAGCCGAUCAGGUUGACCUUGCAGCGCACGCGGGCGAGCAGGUCGGCGAGGCGGUGGGCGUCCGCCUCGCCGUCGUUUACCCCGCGCAGGAGCACGUACUGCACGAGCACGUGGCGGCCGGCGCGCUGCGCCUCUGCAGGGAACAGCUCCUCCAGUGCAGCCACCAGCUCGCGCAGCGGGUGCCGGCGGUUGAUGGGCACCAGCCAGUUGCGGACCUCGUCGGUGGUGGCGUGCAGGGACACCGCCAGCGCCGCGCGGCUCCGCGCCGCGAAGGCCCGCAUCUCCGGCACCAGGCCCACCUGCGGCGGGGCGAGGAUUGAUUCUUGGAGGGUCAAGGGAUGGGCUGCGCAGCGAGUGGCACGGGGCACGAGGGAGGACAGGCGCAACAUCAGAGUCGCACCCGCUGCCACCAUCCCACAAAGGCGCAGCACACCGUCGAGACGCAGACCCGGCUGGCGGGGAAGCCCAGGCCCUGGGGGUGGGUCAGCACCUCCACUGCCACCGCCACGGAGCCGGCGUUGUGCAGGGGCUCGCCCUGUGUGCGAGGGAGGCAGCAGAUUUCAUCCUAGGGAUGCGGGCCUCAGUGCAGGCGCCGAUACCCACACGCAUGUCCAGAGCGGCGAGGCCUUACGGCCACACCACCAUCGCAAUGCAUACGAUUGCAGUCCACAGAAGUAUUGCCAGGCUCCAGGCUCACCAUCCCCAUGA
Auxenochlorella protothecoides is the source of this 900-nucleotide messenger RNA. RefSeq lists its product as hypothetical. The transcript has a single exon. Bases 1 to 900 code for a protein of 299 amino acids. The record is from RefSeq and is a predicted model, not a curated record. Lineage: Eukaryota; Viridiplantae; Chlorophyta; Trebouxiophyceae; Chlorellales; Chlorellaceae.